Molecule: messenger RNA, 872 nt
Organism: Merops nubicus (carmine bee-eater)
Lineage: Eukaryota; Metazoa; Chordata; Aves; Coraciiformes; Meropidae
Gene: AAGAB
Product: alpha- and gamma-adaptin binding protein
Exons: 9
Source: RefSeq, a predicted model, not a curated record
GUAUCACAGGAAGAGAUGACCUUACCGUGGGUGCAACUACCAGUGGAAGAGUGAAUUUUUACCCCUGGACAAUAGAUAAUAAAUAUUACUCUGCAGACAUUCACCUCUGUGUAGUGCCAAACACAUUUCAUGUUACUGGAGAGAUUGCUGAAGCUGUGCAAGCAUUUGUGGUGUACUUUGACAGCACAAUAAAAUCUGGACUGGAGAGUGUCUCUGAAUGGCUUCCUCUGACAGAAGAGUGGUUACCAGAAGUCAUGAUCCUGGUUUGUAACAGAGUAUCUGAAAAUGGUAUUAACAGACAGAAAGCUCAAGAAUGGUGCAUCAAGCAUGGCUUUGAACUGGUAGAACUUAACCCUGAGGAACUGCCUGAUGAAGAUGACGACUUUCCAGAGUCCACUGGAGUGAAGCGAAUCGUACAAGCCUUGAACGCCAACGUGUGGUCCAACGUGGUCAUGAAGAGUGACAGGACCCAGGGCUUUGGGCUGCUCAGUACAUUAGCAGGUGCCAACUGCAGCAUUGGGUCAGAAGACAACCAAGAUCCAGAAUCCAGCCCAUCUCCAGCAGAGAGGGGAGAGUCCCCUCUGGGCAGCAGAGAGGAGGGACCGAGCGCAGACAGCCCGCAGGGUGACGACGUGGUGGAUCCCAUGUUGGAUAUGGACAUUCAGGAGCUGGCCAACCUCACCACCAGAGAUGGUGACCUGGAGAACUUCGAAAGGCUCUUCUCAAAGCUGAAGGAAAUGAAAGAUAAAGCUGCAACCUUGCCUCAUGAACAGAGAAAGCUGCACGCCGAGAAGGUGGCCAAAGCCUUCUGGAUGGCAAUUGGAGGAGACAGAGACGAAAUUGAAGGUCUCUCCUCGGAUGAAGAGAACUGA